AUGGUGAAGGCCAUCCAGGUGUUGCGGAUCCACCUGCUGGAGCUGGAGAAGGUGAACGAGCUCUGCAAAGACUUCUGCAACCGCUACAUCACCUGCCUAAAGACCAAGAUGCACAGCGACAACCUGCUGAGGAACGACCUGGGCGGGCCCUACUCCCCCUCGCAAACCUCCCUGAGCCUUCAGCAGGAACUCUUGCAGAGCUCCACUCCCUCAGCGGUCUCCAGCUCUGUAAACCCCUCAGGCAUCGUGGUUCCCGCCAGUGCCUUGCAGCAGGGCGGCGUUGCCAUGACCACCAUCAACUCGCAAGUGGUGUCAGGUGGAACGUUGUAUCAGCCAGUAACCAUGGUGACAUCGCAGGGGCAGGUGCUAACCCAGGCAUUGUCCCAGGGGACCAUCCAGAUCCAAAAUGCACAGGUAAACCUGGACCUGUCCUCGCUGCUGGACAACGACGACAAGAAAUCGAAGAACAAGCGGGGGGUACUGCCCAAGCACGCUACCAACAUCAUGCGCUCCUGGCUCUUCCAGCACCUCAUGCACCCUUACCCUACAGAGGAUGAGAAGAGACAGAUUGCAGGACAAACUAAUCUCACUCUGCUACAGGUCAACAACUGGUUCAUUAACGCCCGCAGACGGAUCUUGCAGCCCAUGCUAGACGCCAGUAACCCUGACCCUGCGCCCAAGGCUAAGAAGAUGAAGUCUCAGCACCGCCCCACCCAGCGCUUCUGGCCUGACUCCAUCGUAGCCGGCGUCCUCCAGUCACACGGAGUGCACCCCGGCAACAACUCUGACGGCUCCCUGGCCAUGGACAACCUGCAGCCUCUGUCCUCAGACUCGGCCACGUUGGCCAUGCAGCAGGCCAUGCUGGCGGGAGCAGAGGACUCCAUGGACGGCACGGAGGAGGAAGAGGAGGAAGAGGAGGAGGAGGAGGAAGAAGAGGAUGAGGGGAUGGAGGAGGAGGAGGAGGAGGCGGAAGAGGAGAGGGGGGAGAGGGGGAGGCGUCUGCACGGAGCCGCCAUUCGAGACCUCGGCCUGGAGCACAACGAGGGCCUGGAGUGAGGAAGAGCAGGAGGAAGAGGAGGCAUCCACACUGCACAGACACAGCACUCACAGUAUGCAUACCCCAUCGUCAUGGACAAAGACCACGCUCACGUUCAAACUGCGCUCACCUUCCUGCACAGUGCAAACCCCCACCAUCAGACUUCAACCGAGCCCCGGUGCGGAGGAGCCAGUUUGGAUUCCCACUUUAUCUAAGAUUGUACAAUUGUUAUGUUUUAUUUUCACUAGAGCUGCAUCAAGCUCUUGUUGAUUCAAUGUGUUUAAAUAACUACAACAACAACAACAACAAUAAUAACAACAACAAUAUUAAUAAUAACAAUAAUAAUAAUAAUAAUAAUAAUAAUAAUAAUAAUAUUUGGUUAUGUAUUGAUGCCAAUGCCAUCGUUCACUCAAUGACUCAUCGCUUCUCAGGUCAAAUCCAUUAUGCUCUUCUUCAUUUCCUGUCUCAGAUAUACAGAAACUCGACAUCGCCACAAAUGGAUGUUUUCUUAGACGCAUGAUUUAUAAUAGUUCAUUACUAAUAGGACAACAACAAAAAAUGAAAGACAGCACAAAGGUGGUAUAUUUGACCUUUUGAGCUUCGCCAAACAAUCGCUCAUUUUGAAAGGUCCACGAAUGCUUGUGUACAUUACCGUUUUUUCUCAGCUUUUCGAAGGAAAACUUUAUACUUCCAGUGCACCUGAAUGACAGGACUUGACGGCUAUUUUGCAUUCUGCUAACCUCUGGUAGUCUAAUCAGAGCUACGUCCAGAAUGUGCGAUCCUCAACUGAAGUGGUAUAAUCAGAGACAAGGGAAAAAAAACAGACACGUUUGAUUCUGAAAGUGAGCCGGGACCGAGCAACAGGGGUGACCUCUGAGCCUGUUUCUCAGUCUGCACCCCCCCCCCCCCCCAAGAAAAUGAAUCAAAUUUUAAAGUAGUAGGAAAUGAAGGGCAGAGACACACUGUGCAAUUUCCUUGUUCUCAGCAUACGGGAUCGGAGGGUUUUACGUUAACGGCGAAUUUCCGAAGGGAGAAGCAGAGACUUACGGAUGACUGUGAGAUUGACUCAUCAGGAACAGGAGGGUUCCGUCAAUUUUGUGUGAGGAAAUUCACAUUUACAAACUGUGAAGGGUAUUUCUGGCCUUUUUUUUGUGCUAAACAAUCUUGGAAAAUCAAAUUAGCCUUUUCUGAUGUGAUGUUCAGAAGAUAAAAAAGAAAAAGAAAAAAGAUAAUCUGUUCUUGGAUGUCCAUUGAAAUUGUUCUUUGUGAAGUCUGUUCCUCAUAAUUGUUUUAUCGAUCUUGCUUGCUUUUCGAAAAUUUCCUUUUCAAAGCAAGUUACACAUAGGGAAAUUUUUAAUUUGUUUGUACACAUUGUUGGCAUAAUCUAUUGUGUUUCAAUAGAAUGUUUUUUUAAUUAUUAAAAAAGAGAUUAAUCUA
Molecule: messenger RNA, 2473 nt
Organism: Conger conger (European conger)
Lineage: Eukaryota; Metazoa; Chordata; Actinopteri; Anguilliformes; Congridae
Product: homeobox protein PKNOX2-like
Exons: 7
Coding region: 1-1056 (351 amino acids)
Biological process (GO): regulation of transcription by RNA polymerase II
Molecular function (GO): RNA polymerase II cis-regulatory region sequence-specific DNA binding; DNA-binding transcription factor activity, RNA polymerase II-specific
Source: RefSeq, a predicted model, not a curated record